This is a messenger RNA of Anisakis simplex (herring worm), 141 nucleotides long. Lineage: Eukaryota; Metazoa; Nematoda; Chromadorea; Rhabditida; Anisakidae. The record is from the annotation of a GenBank genome assembly.
UUGCUGAUCAUUUUAUACGGUAUUAUUGGUGCACCGUUAAUAUUGAUAGCUGUGAGCGAUGUUGGAAAAUUCAUCAGUUACUAUUCAACAAAAUUACUUCCGAACGUUAGUGCUUUUCUAUUCCGGCUGAGGAAUUUUUGA